AUGAAUCAUCCAAAAAGGGUCUUUUUUUUAUAAAACUCGGCUUUGGAAUUAUUAAGAUUAUUAAAUAGAUGUGAAUUUAUAGAUUUUUUCGAAUGGGGAAUUGAUAUGUUAGUGAAUAAAUUAAAUAAUUCUGAUUAGAUCGAAAUUCGUUAGAAAGCUUUAAAUGUAAUAAAAGAAGUAGUUUAAGAAAAGAAGUAUAUGGAAAUAUUUUUUUCUAAGAAUCCUAAUUUAUAAGACUUAUGUGAUGAAAGCGACCCUUUUUUAAUAACCUUAUUAUAAACAGAAGAAGGAUUUAAUUAUUUAUCUUAAAAAUAUGAUUGGAUUAGUUAAGAACUAUUUCGUUGGCAAGAAACCGAGAAGAUUUAAUAUGUAACUAAAAUUGAAAAAUGUCUUCUUAAUGCCCUUAAUUUUGUUGAAAACGAAGAACAGAAUAUCUUCAGGUUCCCUGACAUAGUAAAUAACCCUCAAAACUCACUUUUUACACUAGGAUUUAUACAUAGAAUGCCCUGGAUUAUGAACGUAGACUUUUCUACUAAUGAAUUCAAGGAUAGUAUAUAAUUUUUAGUCUCUAUAUAAUAUUAAGGUUAAUAAAAUCUAUCAUAGUUUGUUUUAUGCGGAAGGCCUACACCUUUUAUACUAUACAUUUUCAAUUCAAAAUUCUAAAUAAAUUUUAAUUUAUCUGUUGGAAAGAGUUUUAUUGAUAAAAAUUGUAAUGAAUUACCUGAUCCUUCGUCUAUUUUAGUAAGAUGUGAUUUUUCUGAUAGUAAACAAUAUGAGAGAAUAGAUAAUAAUUUGAUAAUUAAAAAAGGCGGAAUUCAUUUUAUUUUCCUUUUCGAUGAAAAUUCUAACACUGUAAAAUUAACUUAAAUUAAACUUUAUAUGAAGGUAUCUGAAAAUAAGUCUUUAUAAGAAAAAGUUCCUUAGCAUUUCUUUGGAGAGUUAGUCAAGACAACUCUUGGGAAAAAAAUACUAAGGGAAAAUCGAAUAAUAGAAUAAUGCGUGGACGAUAUAAGGAAUUACAAUAUCCCAAUAUUAAAUAAAAGAGCCUCUUUAUGGGCAAUAGGUAAUAUAGGCUAUUCUAUAGAAGGAAUAGAUAUGAUUUCUAAUCUAUAUUAAAAUCAAAUAGUUUAAGAUUUGGUAAGAUUAGCAGAAUAAAGUGACAUUCUUUCUUUAAGAGGAACAUGUCUAUAUAUACUUAAUAUGUUGGCUAAUACAGAAUUAGGUAGAUCUUAAUUAAAAGAAUUAGAUUGGAUUUCUCAUUGGAAUUAAAAUAUAGGAUGGCUUGUAACACCAAAUAAUAUGAGAUAAUUUUUUUAUAUUAGAAAUACGAAUAAGGAAGGUUUAAGAACUUAUUGGCCUAAUUAAAAUGAAAAUUGGGAUAGAUAUAUAUCAUUUUAAAAAAAAGUUAUUUAAAAUAAUGAUUAAAGUAAACUAUUAUAGAAUAUUGCACUUAUGAGUAAUGCUUUAAGUAGUAAAAAUGCUAGUAUGGAAAUAAAAAAAAUAUAUAAAAGUAAUCCGGGAUUAUUUGAAGAUAAAAUAGUUAUUUAUUCAGUAAUACUAAUGCUUGAUUUUUAUAAGUUUAGAUUCGAAAAUAGAAAAUUUAUAUUUAAUUUUUUCGAAAAAGCAUUUUCAAACCAAGAAGUUUUCUCGAUUUUAGAUUAAAAUCCAUAUAAUGAUAAAUAAAGCUUAUGA
This is a messenger RNA of Ichthyophthirius multifiliis, 1692 nucleotides long. RefSeq lists its product as hypothetical. NCBI's taxonomy places the organism in Eukaryota, Ciliophora, Oligohymenophorea, Hymenostomatida. The record is from RefSeq and is a predicted model, not a curated record. Gene Ontology annotation, biological process: TORC2 signaling. The transcript has 6 exons. Gene Ontology annotation, cellular component: TORC2 complex.